Molecule: messenger RNA, 17215 nt
Organism: Coregonus sp. 'balchen'
Lineage: Eukaryota; Metazoa; Chordata; Actinopteri; Salmoniformes; Salmonidae
Source: the annotation of a GenBank genome assembly
AUGGUGACCUUUGCGGAGAAGUCGGCGGUGCAGCCCAUGCUUCGGGAGCCGUCAUGCAUCACCACGCACCUGUCCCCCGGGCUGCGGCGCAAACAACUAAUGUGGCAGAAUGCCAUCAAACACAUCAUCAGCCAACAGGAGAUAAAUGAGCAGGUGAAUUUACGUGACACGUCCAAAUCAGCUCUCCUCCUACACUAUGAGAAGUGUUAGCCACGUCUUAACUAUACACUCUUAGAAUAAAUGGUGCUAUCUAGGACCUAAAAUGGUUCUUCGGCUGUUCCCAUAGGAGAACCCUUUUUGUUUAGAACCAAUGGAACCCAAAAGGGUUCUACCUGGAACCAAAAAGGGUUAUUCUAUGGGGACAGCCGAAGACCCUUUCUGAACCCUUUUUUCUAAGAGUAUGCUGUCCACAUUCCUUGCUUCCUUCCUUCCGGAAAUCCCUAGACCCACUCCAAUUCGCAUACCGCCCCAACAGAUCCACAGAUGACACAAUCUCAAUCGCACUCCACACUGCCCUUUCCCACCCGGACAAAAGGAACACCUAUGUGAAAAUGCUGUGCAUUGACUACAGCUCAGCGUUCAACACCAUAGUGCCCACAAAGCUCAUCACUAAGCUAAGGACCCUGGGACUAAUCACCUCCCUCUGCAACUGGAUCCUGGACUUCCUGACGGGCCGCCCCCAGGUGGUAAGGGUAGGCAACAACACAUCUGCCACGCUGAUCCUCAACACCGGGGCCCCUCAGGAGUGCGUGCUUAGUCCCGUCCUGUACUCCCUGUUCACCCACAACUGCGUGGCCAAGCACGACUCCAACACCAUCAUUAAGUUUGCUGAUGACACAACAGUGAUAGGCCUGAUCACCGACAACGAUGAGACAGCCUAUAGGGAGGAGGUCAGAGACCUGGCAGUGUGGUGCCAGGACAACAACCUCUCCCUCAAUGUGAGCAAGACAAAGGAGAUGAUCGUGGACUACAGGAAAAGGAGGCCCCCAUUAACAUUGACGGGGCUGUAGUGGAGCUUGUUGAGAGUUUCAAGUUCCUUGAUGGCCACAUCACCAACAAACUAUCAUGGUCCAAACACACCAAGACAGUCGUGAAGAGGGCACGACAACACCUUUUCCCCCUCAGGAGACUGAAAAGAUUUGGCAUGGGUCCCCAGAUUCUCAAAAAGUUAUACAGCUGCACCAUCGAGAGCAUCCUGUCUGGUUGCAUCACCGCCUGGUAUGGCAACUGCUCGGCAUCCGACCGUAAGGCGCUACAGAGGGUAGUGUGUACGGCCCAGUACAUCACUGGGGCUAAGCUUCCUGCCAUCCAGAACCUAUAUACUAGGCGGUGUCAGAGGAAGGCCCAAAAAAUGUCUAAGACUCCAGUCACCCAUGUCAUAGACUGUUCUCUCUGCUACCGCAUGGCAAGUGGUACCGGAGCGCCAAGUCUAGGUCCAAAAGGCUCCUUAACAGCUUCUACUCCCAAGCUAUAAGACUGCUGAACAAUUAAUAAAAUGGCCACGCAGACUAUUUACAUUGUUUUUACACUGCUGCUACUCACUUUUUAUUAUCUAUGCAUAGUCACUUUACCCCAACCUACAUGAACAGUUGAAGUCGGAAAUGUACAUACGCCUUAGCCAAAUACAUUUAAACUCAGUUUUUCACAAUUCCUGACAUUUAAUCCUAGUAAAAAUUCCCUGUCUUAGGUCAGUUAGGAUCUCCACUUUAUUUUAAGAAUGUGAAAUGUCAGAAUAAUAGUAGAGAAUGAUUUAUUUCAGCUUUUAUUUUUUUCAUCACAUUCCCAGUGGGUCAGAAGUUUACAUACACUCAAUUAGUAUUUGGUAGCAUUGCCUUUAAAUUGUUUAACUUGGGUCAAACAUUUCGGGUAGCCUUCCACAAGCUUCCCACAAUAAGUUGGGUGAAUUUCGGCCCAUUCCUCCUGACAGAGCUGGUGUAACUGAGUCAGGUUUAUAGGCCACCUUGCUCACACACGCUUUUUCAGUUCUGCCCACAAAUGUUCUAUAGGUUUGAGGUCAGGGCUUUGUGAUGGCCACUCCAAUACCUUGACUUUGUUGUCCUUAAGCCAUUUUGCCACAACUUUGGAAGAAUACUUGGGGUCAUUGUCCAUUUGGAAGACCCAUUUGCGACCAAGCUUUAACUUCCUGACUGAUAUCUUGAGAUGUUGCUUCAAUAUAUCCACAUAAUUUUCCUUCCUCAUGAUGCCAUCUAUUUUGUGAAGUGCACCAGUCCCUCCUGCAGCAAAUCACCCCCACAGCAUGAUGCUGCCACCCCGUGCUUCACGGUUGGCUUUUUUAAUGACGGUUUUGGAGUAGUGGCUUCGUCCUUGCUGAGCGGCCUUUCAGGUUAUGUCGAUAUAGGACUUGUUUUACUGUGGAUAUAGAUACUUUUGUACCUGUUUCCUCCAGCAUCUUCACAAGGUCCUUUGCUGUUGUUCUGGGAUUGAUUUGCACUUUUCGCACCAAAGUAUGUUCAUCUCUAGGAGACAAAACACAUCUCAUUCCUGAGCGGUAUGAUGGCUGCGUGGUCCCAUGGUGUUUAUACUUGCGUACUAAUGUUUGUACAGAUGAACAUGAUACCUUCAGGCAUUUGGAAAUUGCUCCCAAGGGAUGAACCAGACUUGUGGAGGUGUACAAUCUUUUUUCUGAGGUGUUGGCUGAUUUCUUAAGAUUUUCCCAUGAUGUCAAGCAAAGAGGCACUGAGUUUGAAGGUAGGCCUUGAAAUACAUCCACAGGUACACCUCCAAUUGACUCAAAUGAUGUCAAUUAGCCUAUCAGAAGCUUCUAAAGCCAUGACAUCAUUUUCUGGAAUUUUCCAAGUUGUUUAAAGGCACAGUCAACUUAGUGUAUGUAAACUUCUGACCCAAUGGAAUUGUGAUACAGUGAAUUAUAAGUGAAAUUAUCUGUCUGUAAACAAUUGUUGGAAAAAUGACUUGUGUCAUGCACAAAGAAGAUGUCCUAAUCGACUUGCCAAAACUAUAGUUUGUUAACAAGAAAUGUGUGGAGUGGUUGAAAAACUAGUUUUAAUGACUCCAACCUAAGUGUAUGUAAACUUCCGACCUAAACUGUACAAACUACCUCGACUAACCUGUACCCCCGCACAUUGACUCUGUACCAGUACCCCCUGUAUAUAGCCUCGUUAUUGUUAUGUCAUUUUAUAUUUUAUUGAGUUACUUUUUAUUUUUAUUUUCUUAACUCUAUUUCUUGAACUGCAUUGUUGGUUAAGUGCUUGUAAGUAAGCAUUUCACGGUAAGGUCUACCCUGUUGUAUUCGGCGCAUGUGACAAAUACAUUUUGAUUUAAUUUGUCUCCUUUUCCUCUUGACCACUAAUAGGUAAGGUGAAAGUAGUGUGUCUAGUAGAGUCUUCAUUAUUUUAACCAAAGGGGCAGGUGGGACUUGAUGACUUUACAUCAUGUUACUCUCACAUUUUCAGAAACUCAUCUCAGAUUAGUAGUCAUGAAAAUGGGAUGAGAAAAACAAUUGAUUUAUAUAAUAUCAAUCACACUGUACAGUACAGUGUUGACUUUUAAUCUGUGUGUCUUUGUCUAUGUCUUUGAUAGGUAGGGGUGGAGCCAGCGCGUAAAAUCUUCGCCACCGACACCUACAUCGACGAGAUCAACCGCCAGAUCCGCAGCAAGGCCUCACGAGGGGCCACUAAACGCCGCUCCUCGGUCUCCCGCGUCCACCCCCACUACGAGCGCAGCUCCACCAGCACCCACCACAGCGGCUCCCACGGCGACUGCUCCAGCGAUGCUGAUUUCUUCAUGCGCUGGGGCCCCAUGGUGCGUGGCGUGUACUUGCCCACGCUACGACACACCUUCAAGUCCCGCGACCUGGAGACGCUCUACCAGCAACACUCCUCCCACCAACGACGCACCUCACUGGCUGUCACCAACGUCAUCGACGCCGUGGCCAAACUACACAUCCUGGUCCUGUACCUGGCGCUGGUGCCCGAGGCCUCCACGGACGCACUGCGUGGUUGGCUGACGGGUUUAUUCAUGGGAGUGUCCGUAGUGCUGUGUGUCCUGGUUCUGACUUGUAAGGACUCCAUGUCUCCUCAGUGGCUGCGCUACGCUGGUCUGGCUAGCUGGCUGUCCCAGACCACACAGGUGCUGGGUGGCCUGGCCUACGGGCUGGAGAGGGACCCUUCAUGGUACGUGCUGUUCACGCUGUUCGCCACCUACACACUGCUCCCACUACCCCUGCUCUGGGCCAUGUGCGCCGGCUCACUCACCUCAGCACUAGAACUCCUGGUGGAGAUCAUCCGUCACUACAAUGAUGCAGAACUGCUGAGAAAGGUGAGCGAAUUGCUGCUGCUUGGUUUUAUACAGAGGGAGGUCAGGAGGAUUGUUUGUAUCGGGAUACUCCCUGUCUGAAAUGCCCCAGCCAUAAACAACAUAUCAGUUCUAUAUCUAUGGCCCUAGCAGCACAUAUCCAUAAUGUAUUCAUUUAUUUUCAUGGUUAAAAGCUCGAGAUAGAGAUUGAGAAUAUAAUACACAGGAGACCAAAAAACCACACAUGAGCUUGUGAAAGACCUCUCCCUGCAUAGCAUCACAUGUUAAACCCAAGGAUGUGACAAUGCUGCUCUGCUGUUCUCUAGUGAGUCCUGUCCCUAUUGAGAAUCCCGUCCCAUGUGAUAGCUAUAAGCAGCUUGUAGCCCAUCCACUACAGUACUACUGUACAACUCUCCUCUUCCUCUCCUCCAUUCUUAUUCUCCUCUCCAUGUGUUGGCCAUAGGGCUGCUUUAAACAUCUAACCUCUCCUCUCCUCUCCUCUCCUCUCCUCUCCUCUCCUCUCCUCUCCUCUCCUACUAGCACCAGGUGUUGAUCACAGGGCUAUUGUCCCAGUCUAACCUCCUCCUCCUCCUCUCUUCCUCUCCUCCCUCCAGGUGUUGGCCACAGGGCUGCUGUACUUGGGUAUGAACACAGCUGGCCUUUUCAUCCACUACCUGACGGACCGCGCCCAGAGACAGGCCUUCCUGGAGACCCGUCGCUGCAUCGAGGGGCGCCUCAAACUGGAGCAGGAGAACCAGAGACAGGUACCUACCUACCUUCCCUUCCAAGUAGACAAUCUUAUUGUUCAAAAUGUCAACAUUGGCAUGUGAAAUAAUGAGUAGUGUAUUAGUGACAUCACCCUUGUAAGAGUGGUAAGUGACACUGUUAGUGAUUAGUAGCAAGAUUUGUGGGGGGCAGUUUCAAACUUGAUUGUUACAUUUUAGUUCUGAUGCAAGCAUAUUCAUUCUCACUAACAGCCCUUUAUAGUAACUGCAUUUACCCGUCUCAUUUUUCAUUUGCAACAAGUCUAUGUUCACUCUGGUUAUGCCUUAUCUACAUUACAUUCACAUGCAAAUUCAACACAAUGUGUUUAAUGAAAGAUUCUGUAUUUUAUUCUCAACUGGAAAUAUAUGUAAGGACUGGGUGUGUGAGGAUAUACAGUUGCAUUGACAUGACACGGCUGUAUUAUUAGGACUGAUGAGGAAGAAGACUAACUGUAUUAUGAAGACAGCAGAGGAGGGAGAGUGACAGAGGGUCUGUGUAUUUCCCAACAGGAGCGUCUUGUGCUGUCAAUCCUGCCUCGCUUUGUUGCCUUGGAGAUGAUCGCAGACAUGAGUGCUUUGGAGGAUGAGCUCGUUCCCCAGGAGUUCCACAAGAUCUACAUCCACCAGUACAAAGAUGUCAGGUACACCCACUCGUGCACACAUACACACACACACACACACACACACACUGAUUUCCAGGCAAUAGUGUCUAUAGCACAUGGACAACACUUUUCAGAGUGAUUUAAUGACAGAAUGGAUUAGUACAAUAAUAUGGCAGAGAAAACCGAGGAAAGGAUACAGAAAAUAUAUACCGUUUUAUCAACUCACACAGUCUGAUUAUUCGUUAUGAUUACUUAUCGAUGCGCUAUGUAUGUUCAUGAGAACACUUGUGAUUUUGGUCCCACAUUAAGAAAUACUACAGUUUACUAUAGUAUACUACAGUACCUACUAUAGAAUUCUAUAUUUAACUGUAGUAUACUGUAGAAUACUAUACUACACACUGUAGUUCCCCUCGAUCAUGUGUAGUACUUACUAUAGAAUGUUGUAGAAACUAUAGUAAAUACUACAGUAUUAUCCACAAAAACACUAUUUAUUUAAAAUAUAGUAAAUACUACAGUAUUUAAUUUGCAGACAUUUAAUUGACCCAUUCCGGUCCCCAUAUCACAACUUGUGCAACUUAUAAGUGAGAACCCUCUCUCCUCCACAGUAUCCUGUUUGCUGACAUUAAGGGCUUCACACUGCUCUCAAUGAACCUGUCAGCCCAGGAGUUGGUCCGCACACUCAACGAGCUCUUUGGGCGCUUUGACCAUCUGGCUGAGGUGAGAGAAUCCUAUAACACUAUAGUAUAAACCCUGACCACUAACCCUUAACCCUAACCUCUCACUCUAACCCACAUACCUUAGACUCUGACCCUUGAACCUUGACCUCUUACCUCACCUCUUUUACAUGUAGCCCUGACCCUAACCGCUUUCUCUGGCCCACACACGUCACCUAAACCCUGACCCUAACCUCUGACCUUUAACCCUUUUGACUGAAAGGACAGUAUACUGGGGCUUAGCUAGCUCUCCUCAUUGCCAAAUGCCAAACUGGUGAUCCUAACCUUUAUCUUCUUUCCUCUCCUUCUCUCUCCCUCCCUUCUACCCCCCGCUCUCCUUCUCUCACCCUCCCUUCUACCCUCCUGCUCUCCUUCUCUCUCUCUCCCUCCCUUCUACCCUUCAACUCUCCUUCUCUCUCCCUUCCUUCUUCCUCCCCUCUCUCCCUUGGUCUCUCUCUCUUUCUGUCCCUGCCCCUUUCUCACUCUGUCUCUGUCUCUCUCUCUCUCUUUCUCUCUCUGUCUCUCUCUCUCUCCCUCUCCACUCACCACAGGAGCACCACUGUAUGAGGAUAAAGAUCCUGGGGGAUUGUUACUACUGUGUGUCAGGGGUCCCAGAGCCUCAGCGUGCACAUGCUCGCUACUGUGUUGAGAUGGGCCUGGCUAUGAUCAGCACCAUACGGUCAGUCCUAUCGCCUGAUCAGAUCUGCAUUAUAAAAUCAGCCACCUAGAUCUCACACAGAAUCAGUUUAUCCAGCUGUACUACUGACCUGUGUGUCUUGCUAUUCCAGGUCCGUGCGGAAGCAGCUGAACCAUGACAUGGACAUGCGGAUUGGGAUCCACUCUGGCUCGGUGUUGUGUGGGGUUCUGGGGCUGCAGAAGUGGCAGUUUGAUGUGUGGUCCUGGGACGUGGGCAUCGCCAACAUGCUGGAGGCAGGGGGCAUCCCUGGGUUGGUGACACUGACACCCCCAUCCCCUCCCCCAGAAUACAUCUAGCUACAUGUUCAUUAGCUAAGCAUUCAUCACUUUGUUUAAAGGUGUAGUCAAAAUUACGUUUUUCUUUGUUUUGUAUCAUAUUGUACAACAGCUGAUGAAACUAACAGUGUAAAAUGUUUUAUUUCCUGAUAGUUGCUGAUUGAAAAUACAAUCUACACAGAACCUUCAGCAGGUUUUGCAUGGGUGGAGUUUCGGCUUGUCUGGUGACAUCGCCAGGCGGUAAAUUAGUUAAUAGACCAAUAACAAAGGAAGUUCCAAACCUCUCUGACAAUAUCAGCAGUGGUGUAAAGUACUUAAGUUAAAAUACUUUAAAAUACUACUUAAGUCAUUUUUUGGGGUAUCUGUACUUUGGUUUACUAUUUAUAUUUUUUUUACAACUUUUACUUUUACUUCACUACAUUCCUAAAGAAAAUAAUGUACAUUUUCCCUGACACCCAAAAGUACUCAUUACAUUUUGAAUGCUUAGCAAGAAAGGAAAAUGGUCAAAUUCCGCACUUAUCAAUUGAACAUCCCUGGUCGUCUCUACUGCCUCUGAUCUGGCGGACUCACUAAACACAAAUGCUUCGUAUGUAAAUAAUGUCUGAGUGUUGGAGUGUGCCCCUGGCUAUCCAUAAAAAUAAAAUAAUAAUAAUAAUAAUUGUGCCAUCUGGUUUGCUUAAUAUAAGGGAUUUGAAAUUAUUUAUACUUUUACUGUUACUUUUGAUACUUAAGUAUGUUUAAAACCAAAUACUUUUAGGCUUUUACUCAAGUAGUAUUUUACUGGGUGAUUUUCACAUUUUCUAUUAAGGUAUCUUUACUUUUACUCAAGUAUGACAAUUGGGUACUUUUUCCACCACUGAAUAAUAGCUAGUUUUCAGUUUUCCGCUCCCCACUCAGACCACUUCCAGACAGUCCUAGCAAAAUUAUUGCUUGAGAAAAAGUUUUGAGCUAAAAAGCUAAAAGGAAAACUAUUACAGUAAGGUACUUGUUACACAGAAAUGAUUUAAUAUUGAUAUAAAAACGGCUGCAUUGGGCCUUAAACUGGAUUCCGUAGCGAUGAAAAUGCCACAUCUGUUUGCGAACAACAAAGAUAUUACUUCAAACAAUGAACACCGUUUUUUCCCACUUGCACAUCAUUGCAUGCAUGAUAGAACAGGUGCAGGAUGCUUCUCUGCCCCAUUUAAAAAACAAACAAAAACAAUAACAAAUGUGCCUGGGGCGACUAGGUAGCGCUUUUUCAUCUUAUAUGGAUAUCAGCUUUAACAUGUGUACCAAAAGUCCAAACUGUGAAAUCAACUUAUCUGCUAUCUAAAUAGCAUUGGCUUACUUGCACCACUCCACUCUACCAUCAUGUUUAUUGGUGUGAUGUCGCCCCGUCUCCUUCCCCAGCCGGAUCCACAUCUCCCGGGCAACUCUGGACAGUCUGGAGGGGAACUACAAGACAGAGGACGGCCAUGGCCAUGAGAGGAAUGAGUUCCUGAAGAAACACAACAUCGACACUUUCCUCAUCUGCCACAAGGAGGAUGGGCCCGGGCCCACCCCAGUGGCCCCUGAGCCCACCAAAACCCAGAUAUCCAGCCAGACCUGGAAUACGGAGCUGCCCUUUGGGAAUAUCAUCGACAUGAACUGUGUAGGAGGAGAAUUUGGAGAAUCCCACUAUCACUUUCUCUCACUAGUUUUUCUUGAGUAGUUGCUAAAAGUUAUCGGUAUAAAGGCUGGCAAUCUUAUUCCUGACUUCUGACCUUUCACCUCUGAUCUCACAGAUCCUGGCCUCCUUCACCAAUGGCUCCCUGGCGCAGCUGCCAAACUCAUCAUCACGGCAAUCAGCCUCCAAGGAGAUCAACAAGCGGAUCGAGCACGCCAUCGAGUUGCGCAGCAGCGAGCGCAUGCGCAAGGAGCACAUCACCCCGGUCACGCUGGUGUUUAAAGACGCUAACAUCGAGGACAAGGUAAGGCGGGAGGAGGGAGGGGGGAUGGUUUUAAGGGCACUAGGUAGGGGGUAAGGGGAUAAAGGUAAGCCAGAGAGCCAUAAAGUAUGCAUACAAGAGAGGGGGAUGUGAUGAUGGUAGAGUGGGUGCAAGUAGGCCUAUGCCAUUUCGUUAGACCUAUACUAUUUGUAGGUAGUUGAUAUCAGUUAAUUGUAGCAUUGCACUUGUAGCAAAUGGCAGCUUGUAUUAAAUGGUACGGAUCACAAUGUGCUUUCAUAAUGUUUUUCCUCUGUGUCUCAGUUUUCCCAGAUGAGAGACGAGAUGUUCAACUCCAACCUGAUCUGCUCCUUCAUCAUGCUCCUCUUCCUCAUGGCUGUCCAGGCCCUCAUCCCCGCCCCCAGGUAGACAGACAGCACCCACUGGCCAAUCACAGCUUUAACUCUGUGUCUAAGCAGUUUCUUUGAGCCAAUAGGAUUGGAUUUGGAUUGUGUUCUAAAUAAUCAGGAUAAUCUAGAUAGGAAACAUGUCUCCCUCUUGUCCUUUUCAUUCUAUCCUACAUACCAGUACCCUUUCCAUCAUUCUUCUGUACACUCUAAGAAAAAAGAGUUCCAAAAGGGUUCUUCAGCUGUCCCCAUAGGAGAACCCUUUUUGGUUCCAGGUAGAACUCUUUUGGGUUCCAUGUAGAACCCUCUGUGGAAAGGGUUCUACAUGGAACUCAAAAGGGUUCUUCAAAGGGUUAUCCUAUGGGGACAGCCAAUGAACCCUUUUAGGUUUUACAUAGAAACUUUCUUUCUAAGAGUGCACCCCUCCUCCCAUCACCCAUCCAUCUCUCUUAAUUCCCCCUCAAUCUCCCCCUUAUCUCAGGCUCUCCUUAACCACUUUGUCUUCAACCAAUGACUCAUUCUUUCCUCCCUAUUUUACCUCCUUCUUCACUAUUCUCAUCCCUCUCUCCUCUCUCUCUCCUCUCUGUAGGCCGUACCCGGCAGUGCUCCAGUUCUCUCUCUUCCUGCUGGCCUAUAUGUUGCUGCUGCUGAUGGCUUUGGCUGAGGAGUUUAAGCAGGCCCCUCCGGCGCUACUACAGCUCUGCUGCUGGUUCCAUGAGAACAACAGCGCCCGCAACCUCCUCACCCUCACUGCCAUCGCUAUUAACUUCGGCCUGGCCUCCACCGACAUGGUGAGUACCAGCCAGGUUUGGGGUCCAUUUCAUUUAAAUUCAGUCAUUUCCAGACUGGAUUUUCAAUGAAACUGCAUUUAUGAACAAAAUAAGUAUGAAUAAAUGGAUGGCCUGGUAUCAACGUAUCAUAGAAAUAUAUAAUUAGCACCAAUAGAGUUUAGAAAGAUAUGUAUGGUGAGUACUGGAAGGACUGAGAGUUUUACUCCUUUCUUAUCAUGAGCUGCAUUACUCAAUGUCCGUGCUUCACUCCUGCACCGUCAAACUCUUCUGGUGAAAAUGAGAAACCCCAUGAAUUCUACUGAUUGUUUCCAUCAUGUGUCUGAUUUGAGGUCCAGUAGGACAUGAGGAUGGUGUUGUGUAGUUGACUGUCCUGCUUCACUCCUCUCUCUGUCUGCUCUGGUCCAGGUGUGGUGCAUUCUGAGGGACUCUGCUAUAGCAGAGGGGCAGGGGACAGACAGGGCCAGCACAGAUACAGACACACCCAGCCAAUGGAUUCUCACUGCCUGCACCUACCCAGAGGUAAGACAGACUUCUCUGAGAGACAAAUGUGGAUUGUGGAGUGUGGAUUUAUCACAGUGUGAUCAUACACAUUUCUCAACCCCUCCUCUCUAAUAUAUUAUCUGUUGAAGAUUCACUAGACAUACACAUGCAUCCAUUUAAGACAAUAAAUAACACUGUCCCUUCCUCUCUCUCCCCCCUCCCUCCCUUCCCUCCCUCCCUCCGUCCCUCUCUGUCUCUCUCCCUCCCUCCGUCCCUCUCUCUCUCGCUCUCCCUCUCUCCCUCUCUCUCCUGUGUUCUAUAGUUUUUUGUGCUGAGUGGGGUGAUAGCCAUGGUGACAUGUGCGGUGUUCCUCAGGCUGAGUUCUCUGUUGAAGCUAGCUGUGCUGCUAUUGGUGGUGGCUGUCUACUCCUACUUUAUACAGGUGGCAUUCCACAUCCUUUAUGUCAACCAGCAAGAGCAGGACCUCCUCCUGCACAGGUACGCACACACACAAAUAUCACACACAUACAAAUAUCACAUAUAAAGUAUAACAAAUAACAUUUUACAUUUACAUUUUAGUCAUUUAGCAGACGCUCUUAUCCAGAGCGACUUACAGUUAGUGAGUGCAUACAUUUUUCAUACUGGCCCCCCGUGGGAAUAACAUAUAACAAAUAUCACGCGGCAGGUAGCCUAGCGGUUAAGCGCGUUGGGCCAGUAACCGAGAGGUUGCUGGUUAAAAUCCCAGAGCCGGCAAGGUGGAAAAAUCUGCCAUUCUACCCUUGAGCAAGGCAGUAAACCACCAACAACAACUGCUCCCUGUGCGCUAUUGAUGUUGAUUAAGAGGGGUUGGGUUAAAUACAGGAGACACAUUUCACUUGUGCAACUGACUAGGUAUCUCCCUACACUCUAAAUCAAUAUUGUGUGGGAUUUGGCUAUGAGUUGUCCAUUACCAAUUGAACACUUGGUUGAUUUUAUCACUCAAAUUCUAAUCUUUCUGUCUCUUCCUUCGUGUGUCACACACACACAGGUCUCACUACCUCAGGAGGAAGGGCAUCUCCAUCCUCCUCAUGACCAUGUUUGUUGUUGCUGUGUUCUACAAUGGAAGACAAGUACAGUAACACACAACAGUCCUUACCUUUUAUUUCAGUAGCGCUCCCCGAGGCAUCUUAUUGUGUUAAGCAGUUAUGUAGCUGCAACUGAUGUGUCCGUAACUUAUUCAAGUUUAUUGAGUCACCAUCAUCCCUCAGUAAAGUAAAGUCUAUUUGUGAUUGGCUGUUCCUUGUCAUCAAGUGGGAGGCGACAGCGAGGCUGGACUUCCUAUGGCGUCUGCAGGCUCAGCAGGAAGUGGAGGACAUGAGGGAGCUGCGGGAGCACAACGGGUAUCUGCUGAACAACAUCCUGCCAUCGCACGUCGCAAGACACUUCCUGGAGAGGGGCAGGAACAACGAGGUACAGAAAACGCCAUGACACUGUAUAGGCUACUGAAUAUCCUGAUUCCAAAACAAUCCCUUGCACAUGUCCAUUAGCCUGGUCCCAGAUCUGUUUGUGUUGCCUUGUCAACUCCUAUAGUCAUGUUUUGGCAAGACCGCACAAACACAUCUGGGACCAGGGAACCUAUUGUCGUAUCGGGUGAAUGGUGGCCAUUAUUGCUGUCAACAAAGAGUCCGUUUAUGCUGCAUCGUGUCAGAGGCUUUUAUUAAAAUCACGAGGUUACAGCAUAAAUGACAGGUGACAUGACACCCGGGGAGCAACGCCUCAGAAUGGCUGCUCGUUCUCCCUUUCUUCUUCGUUUUCCCCCCUAUUUAUAAACACUGAUGCUCCCUCUUCUGGCCAAUCACCAGUCUCCCCUGUCUACAACACACUUCCGGUCUGCUGUAUAUGGCGUUACACCUAAAACAUUCCCUCUUGAUACUAACAUAAACACCAUUCCAUUUCUUCAUGAAAAACAUUUAACAAAGGCAUAAUCUUCAGAUACGAUACUAUCCUCAGGUCUCUUCACAUCACAGAUCAGAUAGGUUAAAGGAAAUGCCUAUUAAACAAUCAAGUUCAUAUUAACUUCUCAAUGUGUGUCCUUUCUCCCUUCUUCAGGAGCUGUACUCCCAGUCCUAUGAGGAGGUGGGGGUGAUGUUUGCCUCAGUCGCAGGGUUCACCGACUACUAUGAGAAGAAGGAGAUCAAACACGAGGGGGUCGACAGCCUCCGACUGCUCAACGAGAUCAUCGCUGACUUUGACGAGGUGAGGGUGAGACGAGGAGGGGGUACGGCCCAGGCAGAGUUUUGCAAUGUGUUGGAACACCAGAUAUUUUCUCUCACUUUCCAUCCCAACAAAUAAAAGUGGAACUGACAGCGUUUUAACUACUUUGCAGAUAUGAAAUAUACAGACAAUCAUAAUAUCAGUCAAAAAUAUCAAAUUCCCAGUUUACGCUACAAAAUUUUUUAAAAUCUGUCCUAUUUUACUCAAAAUGCAGUUCAAUGCAUGAUUAACAUAAUUCACCAAUACAUGUCUUGGUCCCAAAAAAAUUGCUAUCAGGAUGUAAAUCACAGCUGGCCUGGUACAUUGUUUGCUGCCUCCACCCAUUCGGGAUGCACUGUUUGAGUUUCAAUGAUUUAAUAUUUUGGACAAAAACGUACACAUUUAAUUAAAGCUGGGAAUGUCAAUACAAUCAAACUAGCAAGGUCAAUGAUCACAAGUCAGUCAUAACGUGGUUUAUAGACUAGCGUACCUAUUUAUGUAGCAAUUUAUUUUGCAAGCUAAAAACACAAAGCCUAACGUUAACUAGCUAGCUAGCUGCUGGGAGGAUGUCAUGUCAUUGGAGGAGUGGGUGAGUGGACUACUUUUUCCCAUCGUAUCGUUUUUCGGUGGCUACAGCUGGAGAUGCAGGUGUUAUUUGGUUAACUAGCAUGAAAUGUGAAUCGCUUUGCUAGCUAGCUAGCUAGCUAUGCUGAACUUGAAGGACUGUUAUCCACAGUUAGCAUGCAUAUUUCUUAGUUGUCAAUUAAAUGUAUUUGGCAGGCAGUUCUCAUUCAGUUUUCAAAACGUGGGUUGGAACAAGCAUGCAUUGGCAGGCAAGCUGCAGAAGGGCGAGCAGGCUACUAUUCCCCAUCGUUUAUCAUUGCAAUUCUGACGGACAACUACAAGUUGAAAAAGUUUGAGAGGGUUUAUCUGCUCUUUUCUCGUUAGAGUUUAGCUCAUCUCGCUCUGGCUAACAUUAGUUGUUGAUCUAGGGAGAGAUAGCCUACAUGUUCAUGGUUGUUUGAUCAAUAGGACUGUAAAGUUCCCAAAUGUAAGAGGACUCCUGUGGUAUUUACAUAUUUGCAGAAAUCCAUUCAGGUGUAUUUGUGGCUUUUGGUGAAUGCUUUCUAAUGGUCUAAAGUCACGCUGUUGCUACUGUCUGUAAACACCCAGUCCAGUUCAAAGUCAAUGAUGGCUGGCCCGUGUGGCAAAUGGCUUAUUUGCAUGUAGGCCUACUGUAGCUCUGAUUGGCUAUGGCGCACCGGUCUGUCUGUCUAGAGUCCGGUCCUGGACAAGACUGACAUGUUAUUAUUAGGUUUUAUUUACUGCAGUGUCUAUUAAUUGUCCAAAUGCAUGGCCGCUUUCCCACUAUAUAUUGCUAUAGAAUUUUCACAAAUGCCUUUCUCAUUCCCAAACAUUCUAUGAAAACGUGAAAAUGACCAUAUCUAAGUGCUUGCUUGUCAGAAAAUGUAAAAAAUAAAAUAAAAGGCGGCAUGUUCUUCUUGGAGGUGUAUAUGAACAGGUUUUUAUCUAGUCAAGUCCUAAUUUUUUGUUAAGUAAAAACAUUUUUUCUGAGGUGAGCUUCCUCACUGUCUUUCUUUCAUUCUCACUCACUUUGUCUUUUCCGUCUUUCUUUCCCUCCCUACUCCUUCUCUCUCUUCACACUAGCUGUUGGAGGAGUUCUAUUUUCAUGACAUUGAGAAGAUCAAGACCAUCGGCAGCUGUUACAUGGCAGCAUCUGGCUUAUCUCCAGACAGACAGGUACUGCAACAUCCUUUAGUCAUCUGGGUACCAAACCAAACAUACAUUUUUGGAUGUGUCAUCAUAACUCUUCAAAGAGGGGUUGCCUCAGGAAAAGUAGAGAAGGGACUUACCGAAAAAUGUAUUUUCCUUAUUGCUGUCCUCUUGUUCUUUCUAUCCUGUCUUUCUCACGAACCUCCCUCCCUCACACACACACACACACGCACAUUCAAAGUCGCAGUCCCAUGGACGUGUGAAUGGGUGGCACCACCUGAGUGAGCUGGUCCUGUUUGCCUUGGCCAUGCAGGAGACCCUGAGAGAGAUCAACAAAAAAUCUCACAACAGCUUCCAGCUCCGUGUGGGUAAGAGACAACAACAGAGACUAUACACAGAGAGACUAUGCUCAGACAGACCUACGCAGACAUAUGGGCCUAAACUACAUGUUUUAUGAUACUCAAUAAUGAUCAAUAAGAUGGUGGUUCUCUCUGUUUGAGAUGAUACAGUAGAUCAGUCAAGAUUGCAUUCUCUCUCACACAAUAGCCAGCUAGCACUAACAUUCUGAGAACCAUAUGCUUCUUAGAGCUUGGUGAGAGCGUGGUUGUCCUAUGGUUAUUUUUGCACACAACCUUCCCACAACUUUCUGGGAAUGGUGCAGGAUAGUUGCUUAGCUUUGGAACAUUCUCAGCACAUUUAAGGAAGUUUCCUAAAGGUUUCAAAUAUGGUUAAAUUUAAUUUCAAUUUUGGUAAUGUUCUAAGAACGUUCUUCAACGGUUUUGACAUUGAGUAUGUUCUCAAAUAGUUCAGUGAACGUAAAGAAACAAUGUUCUUCUGUGGGAAUUUCACUACUUCAGCAUAACGUUUCCUACAGGUUUCCUCAUGGUUCUAUUUAAAGUCAUGUUCUCAUUGUUCCAAGAAAAAAGACUUUCCAUAAAAACCACAAGACAACUUGAGUAAUGUUCAGAGAACGUUCUAAGAAUUUUAUUUUAAAAUAUAUACAUUCUGUCAACAAAACUUUCUCUAUCCUCUAUCUUGUUAAGUGUGUUCAAGUGUGUUGUCCGCGCCCACUAAUUGGCCAUAACUGAUCUUAAUGAGUGUUUGUUUCCUUUGAAAUGGGUUUUAAAAUGAACAGCUUUGUAUGCGUAAAAAACAUGGCUUGCUAGUUCCAUCCUGAUGGCGCAGUGGACUAAUUCCAUGGAUAGAGAACCAAAGAUUAUAGGGUCGAAUCUCACUGAUGCCGUGUCAUGAUAAAACAUUUAUGUGUUUGUGUGAGUAAUGCCUAAGGAAUGAAUUUCCAUGUGUCCUAUCUGUGCUUGUAGUUUAAGAAAGUUAACACAAAAUAAGCUAACAGUGUUAUUAAAAGUCUUAUUGAAACAUUCAGUGAAAGUUUUAAGGAAGUUACUAAAACCUUCAGAGCGUUAAUAAAACCUCAGAGAAAACAUUUCAAGGAACCAGAGUAAAACGUUCCCAGGACCUCCCUGCAACCUAAAAAUAAAUGUUCCCAGAACAGGCGAAAUGUUCACUUCUGCUCUCGGAACGUUUAAAAAAACGUUCAGUUAUAGCAGUCAGGAAACGUAUGGAUUCAUUCCUACAACCAAUGUGAAACCAAAAACAUAUGUUCUCACAACUUCCAAGGAACCAAAUGUGCUAGCUGGGUAAAUACUGAUUACACUGUAAUAAGCUUAAAACUUUUACUAAGUCAAUACUCAUCCAAUCAAGCCUCUCCACGUUUAUUUCUAACCACCACUCAGGCAUCGCUCAUGGGCCUGUGGUUGCCGGGGUGAUCGGCGCAACCAAGCCUCAAUAUGACAUCUGGGGGACGACGGUGAACCUGUCGAGCCGCAUGGACAGCACAGGCGUGAGUGGCCGCAUCCAGGUGCCCGAGGCCACACGCGGGAUCCUGGCUGCCUGGGGCUUCGUCCUGGAGCUGAGAGGACAGAUCUACAUCAAGGGGGUGAGGAUCCAGAAUAUGUAUAUCUCUCAAAUGAUACCCUAUACCCCACAUUGUGCACUGCUGUUGUCCAGAGCCCUAUGGGGCUAUAGUAUAUAGUACUAUACACUUCAAGAGGAAUUCAGAAAAUUAGGAUAUCGCUUUCUAAUCAGGUUUUUUGUGUUAUUGUAGGUGAGCGAGCGGCAGGGGAAGGUCCGGACUUACUUCAUCAACAGCAGUCACGCCCAAAGGGCCAGUAACAGGACUUGGGGACGGUCAGUGGGGCGAUCGGAGGGCAGGAACACCCUGGCAGCGGUGGUGUUUGGUCUGGUACAGUCCAGGCAGAAGGAGAAGCAGAGAGAGGCCAACAGAGUGUUGUUCAGCAUGGCCCCCAGCAGCGGACAGUGCUAA